Messenger RNA from Colletotrichum orchidophilum, 1260 nucleotides. RefSeq lists its product as uncharacterized. The transcript has a single exon. Bases 1 to 1260 code for a protein of 419 amino acids. The record is from RefSeq and is a predicted model, not a curated record. Lineage: Eukaryota; Fungi; Ascomycota; Sordariomycetes; Glomerellales; Glomerellaceae. Gene Ontology annotation, molecular function: FAD binding.
AUGCGCGUCCUCAUCAGCGGAGCAGGUAUCGCUGGCCCUACGCUGGCUUGGUUCCUGGCCAGAACCGGUGCGCGCGUCACAGUGCUUGAGAAGAGCAAUUCGAUUCCCACGUACGGCCACAAUGUCGACGUCAACCACAGCGCCAUCGUUAUCCUAAAGAAGAUGGGCCUCAUUGAACAGCUACGGCGGUUCAACACGACGGAAAUAGGGACACGGUUCAUCGAUCCGAACGGACGUCCCUUUGCCCCCUUCCCCGUCAAGGAGGGCUCUUCCGCAAGCCCUACCUCUGAAUUUGAGAUUCUUAGAGGGGAUCUAGCUGCAGUGCUGUAUGAAGCUACCAAAACCCACCCCAACAUUGAGUACCUCUUCGGCACCACCUGCGCAAAAGUCCUAUCCAACGACGAAGCCUCCGUCAAAGUCGAGCUAAGCAGCGGAGAGGUGCAAGAAUUCGACCUCUUGGUCGCGGCAGACGGCCAGUGGUCCAAAGUGCGCAAGCAGGUAUUCCCCCAGGAGAGCAUCACGGUCAUCGACAAGAACAUGUACGCCGUUUAUUCCGCCAUCCCACGUCUCCCCGACGACAACGACUGGUGGAACGUCUACCAGGCCCUGGGGUCGAGAAUCAUCACCACCCGGCCCGAUCCGCACGGCACCAUACGGGCCAUGUUCACGCACAUGCCCCGCGACGGCGCUCAGAAGACGGCGUGGCAGGAGGCGUCGCGCGGGGGUAAUAAGAAGCUCCAGAAGGAGCUCGUGCGACGGGAAUUUUUGGACGCCGGGUGGCAGUCAACCCGGAUCAUGGAUGCCAUGUUGCAGGCGGAGGACUACUACUUCCAGGACGUGAAGCAAAUCCGGAUGGACAAGUGGUCCAGCGCCCGCGUCAUCUGCCUGGGCGACGCGGCCUAUGCGCCGACGCAGCUUACGGGCAUGGGGACCACGCUGGCCAUCAUCGGAGGUUACAUGCUUGCUGGCGAGCUCUCCAAGCUUGAACCGGGAGAGCAUCCCUCCAGAGCGCUCGAGGCGUACGAGGCGGCAUUUCGCCCCUACGUCGUGCAGACGCAGAACGUCCCGUGGUUCUUCCCGGGAGUCGCGCAUCCCGUCACAGCCUGGCAGAGGUGGUUGUUUGGAACGGUUGUGUCGACGGUCUCAAGAGUCCUCGCGAUACCUUGGGUGGCUAAUAGGUUCUUUGAUGAUACAAACAAGGACGAUUCAGAGUUUCCACUGCCGGUAUACUCUAGUCUGGCUGACGAGAAACUGAAAUGA